Molecule: messenger RNA, 408 nt
Organism: Anisakis simplex (herring worm)
Lineage: Eukaryota; Metazoa; Nematoda; Chromadorea; Rhabditida; Anisakidae
Source: the annotation of a GenBank genome assembly
AUGACAUUACAUUCAUAUCGCAGACUUCCAAUUUGCUUCAAUCAACAUUCUCAAGGCAAUGCAUUUGAGUCAGAUGCUUCAGAAAGAGCUCUCAACAAGAACAAACCGCAGACUCCACGAGGCUCUAAUCAAACACGUACUGCGAGAUCACCCAGUGGAUGCACACCACCACGACGACAUUCACCUCGCGUCGAGCCACUCACUCCAGAGCGAUCACCUCCUCAACCUAAAAUAACAUCAGGGAGAAUGAGGCGUAAGAUUGUGGGUGACUCCCAGACAGCUCACUCUCCCGGCGCAAAUACGAGUCGUGACAUUAUAAUUAAGGAGAAGAAUUUGAUGAAUUCAGAACAACCGCAAAAGGCUAACGGCUUCAAGAAACCGAAAGGUAUGAAUAUUGAAAUCACCUAA